Protopterus annectens (West African lungfish) is the source of this 3532-nucleotide messenger RNA. It is a transcript of the gene ZHX1, whose product is annotated as zinc fingers and homeoboxes 1. Lineage: Eukaryota; Metazoa; Chordata; Ceratodontiformes; Protopteridae. The record is from RefSeq and is a predicted model, not a curated record. Gene Ontology annotation, cellular component: nucleus. Gene Ontology annotation, molecular function: DNA binding; DNA-binding transcription factor activity, RNA polymerase II-specific. Gene Ontology annotation, biological process: regulation of transcription by RNA polymerase II. The transcript is spliced from 6 exons. The coding region runs from base 583 to 3273 and encodes 896 amino acids.
UGUGUGACUGUGUAAAGGGCUGUUCUAAGACUCAACACAUUACAGGGAUGAUAAUUUGUGGUUAAAACGGCUCAAGGCCUGCAUUCUAGGUAGGGUCCAUUUUGUAUCUGAAAUUUGGCUAAGAUGAAUAACAAAGAUAAACUACUUUUGGAUACGCAGCCCCAGGUGCUUUUCAUGUAUGAACUGCAGGGCUUGCUGUCCAGAUGGUUACUUCAGAGUUUCUCAAUGAAAAAUACUUAAAAAAAUAUUUUACUGUGGUAGAACUGUCACUUCAUGGACAUCUGUCUGUAUUUAAAAGGUUUUUGAUAGCUACAUAUCAUUUCAGUGAAAAUGGCAGACAGAAGCAAGGCGCUACAAAGGAUGGGCAGCAUCAUUUGGUUAUCCCUUACCCAAAGGUUCAGUCUGGGGAGUAUUCCAUUUGUGAGGUUGAACUGUCUUCAUGUAUCUGUACUGCAGUAGCUGCUGAUGGAUAUACUGGGACAGGUGAAUGCCUCAACAUUGAAAUCUUUCCUUUAUACAGAAGAGAAAGUUCUAUCAAAUUAAUUAAACACGAGCCAGAUUUUUUGCACCUCCGUAACUAAAAUGGCAAGUAAAAGGAAAUCAACAACCCCUUGCAUGGUUCUUGCUAAUGAACAAGAUCUAGAAAUGAUCUCUGGUCUUGUGAAGGUUCCUUUGUCAGAAGUGCAUUCUGAAAACUUGACGGCAGAGAGUCCCACACUUGAAGAAAGUGAAGCACAGCACAGUUCCAGUGGUCAAAAUGUAAUAAUAACAAAGCUCGAAGGUGGCUAUGAUUGUAAAUAUUGUCUCUUUCAAACACCUGACUUGAAUGCAUAUACAUUUCAUGUUGGUUCUAAACAUCCUGAUGUUGUUUUUAAUUCAUCUUACUUCUGUGCUGAAUGUAAUUUUUUUACCAAAACUUUUGAUACUCUUUUAGAACAUAAUUUAAAGUAUCAUUCUGGAGAAGAGAAUUUUAAACUUGGUAUACUUAAACGCGAUAAUGAAACUGUUUUUAAACAGAUGACUAAUAGUAUGACAUUAAAUGAUGAUUUUGUUCAAGAUGACAAAGGGGUAGAGCAUGAGAAUGGCGGAGUAGCGACAGCAACAGUGACAUCAACAUCAGCCACAGGUAUUUCAAUUACCAAAACUCCAAUCAUGAAGAUGAAGAAUAAAACUGAGGCUAAAAGAAUUACUGUGACGCACAGUUCAUCGGAAGAUGUUGAACAGAGUGAAAAUGGAAAUGAGCAGUCCAAUCCUAAGGAAAUAGUAGCCGAUGAACAUCCAAAAGCAGCAGAGCCUGUUACCAAAAGUAUAAUUGCUUCCCCUCCUGUAGAUAAUAAAACAACCAUCAUUGGGCCAGCAACGGUAAUCCAGCCAGGACUUUCCCAAGUUAUUUCUGCUGUACAAACUCGGCCAAACCAAAGUAAUCUUCAGAAAGUGUUAGUACCAGUCACAAGCAUUCCAUCUUACAACUCUGAUAUGGACAACAAUGCUAUGCUUCUUAACAUGUAUAACAAAUUCCCAUAUCCAACGGCAUCAGAAAUUAAAAAACUUUCUACUCAGAAUAAAUACACAGAAGGGCAAGUAAAAAUUUGGUUCUGUGCACAACGUUUGAAGCAUGGUAUUAGCUGGACCCCUGAGGAGGUAGAAGAUGCAAGGAGAAAACAGUUCAGUGGUUCUGUACAUACAGUAUCUAAGACAAUUGCUGUAAUUCCAACACAAAUUUCUGCAACUACCAAUGGUUUACAGCCAGUUUUGCAGACCUGUCAUAUUGUUGGGCAACCAGGUCUGGUACUGACACAGGUUGCUAGUCCCAAUACUGUACCUGUUUCGGCACCAGUUGCUUUGACAGUAGCAGGGCUUCCUAGCCAGCCGCAGAUGCCAAAGGGAAGUAUUCAGACAAGUAAAACAAUCCAAGCACCUGUAGAAACAAAAUGUGUAGUAACCGUUCCAGAUCCUAAAUCCCUUCCGCAGGAAAACUGUAUGAAUAUGGAGGGUUCUAACAUUCGUACCAAGAAAACUAAAGAACAGUUGAUAGAACUGAAAAGAAGUUUCCAUCAAAAUCCAUUUCCUCAAGAGGAAGAGAUUGCAAGACUUAUGAAAACAACAGGACUCUUUAGAGCAGAGAUAAAAAAAUUUUUUAGUGAUACAAGAUAUAGUCAAAAGAAUACAAAGGUUAUUUGGGACAGUACUGUGAACAGUGAUACUAAUACUGCUGUAGUUAUUGACUCUGGUGAUGAAGUGUCAGAAUCACCUUUGACUGACUCUCAGCUUCAUAGGCAGUCAUUUGCAUUUGAUAGCUUUCCUGCAUUUUCUCAAAAGCUUAAAGAGAAAACUCCUGAACAGCUCCAGGUACUGGAAGAGAGUUUUUUGAAGUCUCCUGGCCCAGCAGAUGAAGAAUUAGACACAUUACAGACAGAAACAAAACAUACAAAAAGAGAAAUUGAUUGCUGGUUUUCAGAAAAGAGGAAUACAAACAAUUUGAAAGAACAGGAACAUGAAGGCCAAGAUAGUGAUGUAGGGAACAAAAAGCUUGAAGAUGUGCUACCCACAGAUGAAAAUGCACCUUCUAAACUGAAGCGGCCUGCGAAAGGAAAGGGUGGUAAAAAGACAAAAGAGCAGUUGCAAAUUCUUAAAAGUGUAUUUGUUCAUACACAGUGGCCAUCAGCUGAAGAAUAUGAUCAGUUAGCAGAAAAAACUGGCUUACCUAGAACUGACAUAGUAGGUUGGUUUGGAGAUACUAGGUACGUUUGGAAGAAUGGUGGCUUGAAAUGGUAUUAUAAAUACCACGGUGGAAAUAUUCAUGAUCCAAGUGGACAAACUGCCAGCAGGAAAAGGGAACAAGGAAGAACAAAAGGGAAGGGAAGGCAGAAACAAAGAGGAAAAUCCACAGGAAGCAAAAGGUCAAACAGUUGGGAUAGGGGAACACCCAUUAUUAAAAUAAAAACUGGAAAAACAAUACUUAAGGAUUAUUUCUUAAAGUACAGAUUCCUAAAUGAGCAAGACCUGGAUGACCUUGUUGCCAGAUCUCACAUGAGUUAUGAACAAGUAAGGGAGUGGUUUGCAGAAAGGCAGAGUAGAGAAGUACUGGGUUUGGAGCUAUUUGAUGAUAAUGAUGAUGAAGAUGAGGAAGAGUUUUGUGAAGGUUUAGAGGAUGAUGACUUUGAUGAUGAUGAUGAUGAUGAUGAGAAUGAAGAUGAAGAAAAUGAUUCUGAUGAAAGUGAUAUUUGGGAACCUCCUAGUGCAAGGCGAAGAAUUUCUAAGUCAGACGACUAAACAUACACAAGAUGCUGGAUUUCAUGGUGAUGCCAGAAAGACAUGGGAUAACUGCAUUUAAAAUGCCUUGUUGACUAGAGAAUCAUAGAAAUCAAUCAUGAAGUGACAUCUUCAUUUGUAGUACAUUUUAUGAACAACACAAAAGGCACUGUGCCAAAGGUACUUGCACAAUAUCGUAGGAGAGUCUUUACUUUUAACAGAAGACUUAAGUGCACAUCUUCAUUUCAUUUUAAUAAAAGUUAUGGAACAUUGUGGUUCA